GAAGCGUAGGAUCAUAAUCUCGUGUGUGCUUGCGUGCGCGCGCGUUUUUCGAACUUCACCGGUAACUACUUCGCUGAUAACGACGUCAUCGAUCGCACUAUCAACCAUAGAAGCAGUGUCAGCCGGAAACGCUAAUGAAUUCACAGCAGAACCAGAUUUGAUUCGGUUGACGAACGGCGUGUUUUUGUUUUUUCUUCGCCGCUGUGAUAACACAACUCCCCGGUUAGUGUUGAAUGUUCAUCAAACAUUGGAGUGUUUUUUUUUUUUUUUUGUUCGCUGUUCCUUCAUUCUGUCAGUUAAGUGGAGUGGCGUCCACUAGGCUCUGGUUUCAAUCCAAACAGAAAUUUAUUUCUGCUCGUCGUUUAUGCAAAGUCCAUUGAAACGAAUUCCACUUAGUUCGCCAAUCGAAGCCGCAGUGUCCGGGCGCAUAAUUUACAUCCGCUUUGGCGUUUUGUUUUUAUCUGUGUAUCUAGUGUGAAACGGAGCGGCUCGCUAUAGUUUUUUUCGUCUACUAGUUGCUGGAAUUUUGACCAAGUGUUACAAAAAUAGAUAAAUAACUGCCAAUCCGCGGAUUCGAUAUUUGUGUGUCGAUUUCGAGUGGCGCGUUUCUUGCUGCUUGCUGCUAGAGUACCACAUGGGAUUCGCACCAUAUUUCGCACUGCGCAAACUGGAAUCCGGGGGUCCCUUAUUCGGAUCGAUCCAAGCUGGCUUCAAUAAAUCUCAAGUGCCGUGUUAAUUAAAAUGUAAGGAAAAACAGUAAACAAGUCGAUUUCAAACCAACCGAUUUAGGUGGUACCCCAAUAAACAACCUGGGCAAAAACACCGAAAUAUCGCGACCUCCGAUUCAUCGUCGAUUUUCACUUUUCCGCAUUUAAGCGGCAUUUCCCCGCCAAAGAGGGUUAUUUAUUUUGCGCGAAAUUGUGUUUUAAAUGUUAUCAAAGCAAAUGGUCAAAUAUUGAACUAGCAGUACUGCGGAAGAGCGCGCAAGAGAAAACGGCACGCGUGACUGUGACGCGUGGAUUUGCAUUCACACCGACCGAUUAAAUUAGGCUUGUGUGGAAGUGCCGGCACAUGUGCGACAAACGAUAUCCAACGCGAGUGCCAAAUAAAAAAGCUCUUCGCGAUUCAGUGCAGUGGUUGUGCGAAGCGAAAACCCAGCAGAAAGGGGUAUGCGAGCAGUGCAAAAAGCAUAAUUAAAAUUCUGCCCUCUAUAGGCAACCGAAACGGCAGCAGUCGAUGCCAAAGUGACGAAAAACAAGUGGAAUUAAUGGUAAUUAAACAUCAAUUGGGAUCCGUGUCGAUCGGGGUGUUGUACGGCGAGGGAGAGUGCUUCGGAAGCCACCCGUGACCCUAUCUCGGGUAGGAGGCAAAAAAAUCCGGAUCGGAAAAUAUUCAUCACGCAAUCAACAAAACAUAAACGAGCAGCACCGGCCGUGGCAGCAAGAAGAUGGCUAGUGCGCGCGAGCAAAGCUCGACAGAAUAAAUUUGCGGGAAUUUAAAAUUUGGUUAAUUGAUAGGCAUGCGAACCGGUGGAUUAUUGAUUCGCAAUUCGCUCGCUUUUGAUUAAAUUGUGCAAACAACUAAGUGAAAAGAGAGAGAGAGAAAGAAUCAAGGGAAAGUACAUUUGUACGUGAGAAUUUAAUUAUUACCUGUGAAAUCGGAUCUUGCUGUUUUUCGGGAGCAAUCGAUCGCUCCGGAUCCGGGACGACGACGACCUGUGUGACGGCGAAGGAAUUUGCUCCGGUCAUGCUCUCGUGAGCCGGCAGAGAGAAGGACACGUACCGCAUCCGCCACACUUGCUGCGCUCCGCGUCUGCUAAACGAUUGAAUUAUGCUCGGACAUGCGUCCCCGGUAAUGAUGCUUCGUGAGUCCAAUCAAUAGGACACACAAGCCAACCGGCGGACGGCCGGCAAAUGGACAGGCUGAGUGUCAUUGUUUUCCGUGACAAUCCUACGGCCUUGCGAUUUCGAACGGUAUCCGUACGAGACGGUUUCGAGCCAGCCGGACGACCAACAUAGGUGAAGGUUUAUUCCGUUUUUUUUUCUUUCGUUUCGUUCGUUAACUAAUUGCCCUGCGCCAGAGGGAACUUGUUUUCGAUGGAAGCAUGGUGAAGAAUCGAAGCUCCGAUAACGACUAGCAAACCGCAGCCUGAAUUCUGAAAGUGACAGAGUUAUAGCGUCUUGAAGAAAAGUUUUCGCCGUGAAUCCUGGCGCGUUACGUUGGCAAACAAAGUGCAGCAAUUCCGGCACCAGUCCUGUUGUGUUGUGUGUGAGUGUGAACCGGUGUCAUAAAUAAGAUCCUGCAGUGUAGCCUGUAAUAUUUUCCCGACAGGAAUAUAGUGAGUUAACCGCACGCACGGAACAGGAAUGGCGAAGAAGAAAAAAUCGCAACCCCCGACGGUGGUUCCGGCGUCGUCCAGCAAUAGCAACCAUUUCUACCAGACAAACAACCACCAGCAGCAGCAGUACCUCGGUGUCGGGAAGAAAGUACCGCACAAAACUCGUGACUCCGACUGCUGCAGCAUCAAUUUCGUAAAAUACGUGCUUCAUAUAUUCAAUAUCAUUUUCUUCAUGUCCGGCCUGGUGAUAAUAGGCGUCACGGUGUGGACCGUGCUUUGGAAACAUCAAUACGUAUCGCUUCUGUCGACCACGAACUACGCCAUCGGAACGUAUUCGCUGCUGGCUGCCGGUUUGCUGGCCGUUCUGGGUGGAAUUCUGGGUUGCUGCGGCGUGUGGCGCGAACACCGCGCGAUGCUACUGGGGUAUACCUUCAUUCUGCUGUUCGUGUUCCUGCUGGAAGCCAUCGUCGGUGGUCUCGCGUAUCUGUACGAAACCCAAAUCGAGCUGGAGCUGCAGUCCAGCCUGAACAGCACCUUCAUGGAGCAGUACGGUGUCAACGAGCGCCAAACCGAAGCCAUCGACCGGAUGCAGCAGCAGUUCGGUUGCUGUGGGGCGGUUCGGUUCGAAGAUUGGCGCUAUAGCGUGUGGUUGCGGUCCCGCCGAAAGGAUCUAAUACGACCGACCGAGGGCCGCCGUGUACCGGAUUCGUGCUGCAUCAGCAUGACACCCAAGUGUGGCCUCAGCGACAGUCCCAGCAAUAUUCCGUACACGGGCUGCAUCUACAAGAUGGCCGACGACCUGCGGCAUCAUCUGAUCCUGCUGGGAGCCAUUGGGCUGGGCAUUUGCGUUAUUCAGGUGUUCGGUAUGAUUCUGUCCUGUUGUCUGUACGUCAAGCUGAAGGAUGUACUCGAUUGACAAAAGCCAGCGGAUCCAAUAGUCGAACUAAUGGAUCCGCUGCCGGACAAUAUCAGUCUUAUCUAUGGGUAUGACGAUCAGACGAUUUAGGGUCUGCCAAUUGGAAAAUGAGUGUACAUUUGUCAAUGAGUGCUUUUUUGAGAAAAAAAGUAUCAAUCAUUGAACAAAGCGUGUUUUGUAUUAAUUGUAAAUAGAACAAGAACUGUACCGUAGUGCCUAGACGUUACGCUUUGAUUAAAUAUAUAUUGAAUAAUGUUAUUUUAUGAGCCAAUUUAUCAACCUGUUCACUAUAGAAUUUAUAUUUAUUAAAUACAGCGAAAGUACAACUUCGAGUUUGAACUAGUUGAACAAGAAACAAAACAUAGUCAUGAUUUCGAACAACUAUUAGAGCCAUAACAACCAAAACUAUGAUGAUAAAGAUGACUAAUUUGCCAUGUGUAUAAUACCUUUUCGAUGUGUACAAUAAAAUCUUAAC
Molecule: messenger RNA, 3729 nt
Organism: Wyeomyia smithii (pitcher-plant mosquito)
Lineage: Eukaryota; Metazoa; Arthropoda; Insecta; Diptera; Culicidae
Product: CD151 antigen-like
Exons: 6
Coding region: 2367-3254 (295 amino acids)
Cellular component (GO): membrane
Source: RefSeq, a predicted model, not a curated record